Messenger RNA from Naegleria fowleri, 1944 nucleotides. RefSeq lists its product as uncharacterized. Bases 1 to 1944 code for a protein of 647 amino acids. Lineage: Eukaryota; Heterolobosea; Eutetramitea; Acrasida; Naegleriidae. The record is from RefSeq and is a predicted model, not a curated record. The transcript has a single exon. Gene Ontology annotation, cellular component: membrane. Gene Ontology annotation, molecular function: fucosyltransferase activity.
AUGGCACCCGUUAGUGGCCUUAAUUCCAUUCUUCCAACAUCAUCCACCAUUGUACACAUUCAAGAAGAAGAAGAAGAGGCUCCAACGAGUAAUGAUAGCUACAAAUAUAACCAAGGUAAUAACAAUGGUAGAAUUGGAAAUGAUUCGGGUCUUCUUUCUUCUUCCCGUAAACACAAGGGUGGAUACAUGCGAUGUUGUUUCCUUUCAUGCUUGAUUUGUUUUUCUCUUCUCUUCUUUGUCCUCAAUAUAUAUUUACUCUAUCACUCAUUAGUGAGCGGUAUCAAUCAUGGAGGAAGCUCUUCCAACAAUCACCCUCAUGACCAGCAACUUGAAAUCACAACCAAUGCCUUGCAACAUGCUAAACAGGAAUGUAAGGCUUUGUUAGGCUCGCUGCCUCCCGAAAAUGAUGCAGACCAUACAAAUUCAUUGAAGAACAAUGUUCUGAUUCCUACAUCAACAAACAACAACAGGAACGCCAAUAACAAACAAACUGGAAAUACUAUUCGGAAUUAUCUGACCAAACUACCUGGUGGCUUAACAGUAGCCGAGUUAAGACAGAAAACAUUCUUCAGGCCUCAAUUUAGGGAUAUUACAAAACUGGAUGAAUCGUUUGUGGAUCCAUUCCGCCUCAUUCCAAAAAGACCAACACGAGAGGAUCCCUACAUGAUCCAGGAAGACACUACAUAUUUGAAUCAGUAUCAUAUCAAUGACAAAGGAUGUGGUCACACCCUUGACAGAAAUUAUUCUCUUAAUCCUGUCCACGUUUAUGGCAAAUUUAGUGGAGAGUUUGAAGGAUGUGCCAUUCGUUGUGUGGGAGACGGAGCCUUUAAUGCAUCCCUCGAGACUGAUGUAUUUGUGAACUCGAUUCCUCAUUUGAUGAAAGAAAAAUGCCCUCACACGAAACUCUACACCUUCACUAUGGAAAACGUGCCCAUACAAAUUGGAAGUACCGUAAAACUAGUUGGUUCUACCAAACUUAACACAGACGUACCAGUGCCCUACUAUAGUUGGGCUGAGUAUGACUUUAUGAAACCACCAAUUCCAAAAACAGCAAGUGCCAUGAUGGCAGUUUUCAUUUCAAAUUGUGGUCCAGAGAAGAGGUUAACGAUACUUGAGGAGUUAAUACAGUAUGGAGUGACAGUACAUUCAUAUGGAAAAUGUAUGAAUAACGCAAAAAUACCUUCCCAAUUCGUUGGCGGCUAUUUGGAUCAAAAGACUGCCUUGACGGCAACCUAUAAGUUCACAUUUAGUGCCGAAAAUAGUGAAACAGACGAUUAUGUGACAGAAAAGCUGUUUGGUACACUGUCCGCUGGAAGUGUGCCUGUCUAUUUAGGAGCUCCCAAUGCUAGAAAAUUCUCUCCAAGCAAAAAAUCUGUCAUUUAUGUUUCCGAUUUCGAAACAACUGAACAAUUAGCAAAUUAUUUAAUAGAGCUAGAUCGAAAUCCUGAAAAGUACAAAGAGUAUCUCCAAUGGAAACAUGAAGGUCCAUCACAGGAUUUUAUGGCCUUAGUAGAUAUGGCUCUUGUUCACUCAUCCUGUCGACUAUGUAUACGGAUCGGCGAUCAUCAUCGAGCAAUGUAUGGAAAUAGAGUAGGCCAUGAAGAAAAGAAAAAAUCUGUUGAACAAGGAACGUUGUCAUUGCAGGUUCGACCGAGAGGUGAAUUCUAUUUAAAGUAUGUGUAUUUGGAACGACAUGAACAAAACAUUGAAAAACUCAAAGAAAAAGUUUUGGAACUUUACAGGGAUCAUUCACCCUCUCCUGGGACAGUAUACUCCAUUUACAGGUUGUGGGAUAGACUGCAAAGACCAAUUGAUAACAAUGACUUUACAAAUGGUGUAUUGGAACAAGACAUGGAACUGGAAGUGAUAUUCACUUAUCCAAAUCAUCCAGGAAGGGGACAAUUCACUCUAUGGCAGCAACGCAAAAGCUUAUUGGCUUUUUGA